Messenger RNA from Anisakis simplex (herring worm), 615 nucleotides. NCBI's taxonomy places the organism in Eukaryota, Metazoa, Nematoda, Chromadorea, Rhabditida, Anisakidae. The record is from the annotation of a GenBank genome assembly.
AUGAGGUUCGCUUAUCACCUAAUUGUAGAACGACAGCAUUCACCUAAACGUGACACGUUGAAAGAUGCUCCUGUUUUGGCGCAUUUUCUCUCGCCGGACGCAAAUGUUCCAUUCUAUCAGCACGGCGAUGUGGCUUUCUUUGAGUUUCCUGCUGAUCUUGACCCAAGAACUGGCAAAAUGAGUGCUGCUCGCUCGUUUUCAAACGCUAAGACAGAACAUGGAUCAGGUUUGUUGAAGUUUGUUCGUAAGGCAAGUCAAGCGGUGACCAGCCGUGAGCAGCCUGAUAAUGUUGCAUCAUCGUCUUCGUCUGCUCAUCACCAUAAUCAGCACUCGUCGUCGAUGACCUCCGCUUAUGCCGAAAAAUUACGUCGAAAAUCUGUUGGUACUUUCCAACGAACGGCAAGCGCCGCAGCGGCCAGCGAUAUUCCAUAUUGUGGUGAAAAUAAUCUUACUGAUGAGCAGCAGUAUGCGAAAGAGUCUUGGAAGCGAUCAGGAACUGGCGCAAUCUCAGCAGAACCGAGUGCUGGAACCUGUUCAACCGUUCAAACACCAUCGGAUGGUCGUGGCAGAGUCUAUGAAUUGCCUGAAUUCCUCAGGAAGGUUCGUUUUCAUUAA